UGAAAUGACUGGGUUGGACCGUUGGACCGAGCUUGGGUUGACGUUGAUAACGACUGACGAGUCUAACGAGUCGACUCAUUAUCUACUCGUCCAUCUUCACAGAGCAACGGACUGCAACUUCGGAGUUCGAUCUCCCGCCUGAUUACAACCACGGCGGAUACCCUGGUUUAAGGAGAAAAGGAAGAUCGGAUUGAACAGGAAGAAAAAGAUGCAAAAUCUGCAUCGCCUCCUCGCUCGACUCUCGAUAUCAGAGUCGACGAUCAUCGGAAGGUGGCAUAAAGCAUCCCUAAUCACAUUGUUGGGAGGAUCAAGUUCAAGAGGUUUCUCUACAAAAUCUGGAAGCGGUGGCGGAAAUGAGGAUGUUUGGGAGAAAGGAUGGGAGAGCAUUGGGGGAUCGUCUUCGUCUUCUGGGAAAGAACCUGGCGGGAACUCCUCUGGUCUCGGUUGGGACACUGUUUCAUCGUGGUCUACCGGACUGACCAAGGAACAUUUCGAUGGUGAGGCAGUGGGUCGUCAGGUAUCUCCCGGAUCCGGCGACGGGGCACCUUCCUUUACUUCGACAGUUCCGGAAUCGGAUUUAAGUGAUGAAGUGGCGGAGUUGGAGAAGGAGAACAGGAGGAGCAAGGAGUUCGUGGACGGUUGGAGAGAGAGGAUGAAGGAGAUAAGCGUUUUGCUGAAGCAGGUGAGAGAACCCGGAGCUAGGGGUUCGUAUCUGAAGGACUCGGAAAAGGCGGAAAUGUAUCGCCUACAUAAAGAGAAUCCCGAAGUGUAUACGGUCGAGAAAUUGGCCAAGGAUUACCGGAUUAUGCGGCAGAGGGUACAUGCCAUUCUGUGGUUGAAGGAACUCGAAGAGGAAGAGGAGAAGAAGUUAGGCCACCCAUUGGAUGAUUCUGUUGAGUUACUGCUUGAUACUUGUCCAGAAUUUUUCAGUUCUCAUGACAGGGAAUUCCACGUGGCUUCCCUUCCUUACAAGCCUGAUUUCAAGGUCAUGCCUGAGGGAUGGGAUGGCACUGCCAGAGAUCCUGAUGAGGUUCAUUAUGAAAUAUCUAUGAAGGAGGAUGAGAUGUUAUACCAAGAAUUUGUCCAAAGAAUGAAUUUCAACAAAAAGAAGGUUGCUGGUGAGGUAAAAUGCCACAAAUAUAGUAGGAGGCGCCCCUCAGAAGGCUGGAACUUCAAAGUUGAGAAACUAGGUCCACGUGGAAAGCGAGGAAGUGGAGGUGGCUGGAAAUUUGUCAGCUUACCUGAUGGUUCCAGCCGCCCAUUGAAUGAAAUGGAGAAGAUGUAUGUGAAGAGGGAGACAGUCAAACGCCGCCGUAGGAUACUUCCUUGAUCUGUCCUUGAGUGAAUUCUUCAAUAAUUCAAGGCAGCUGACUCUUUGUCAUCCAAGCUCCUCGAACAAGCAAGAAAUUCAGUCUGCUUUUGCUUUGAGUUUAACAAAGACUCUCAUUCUUCCUGUGGACUAUGGGUAGUAGCACAGGACAACUGGUUAUCCUGGUCUAAGCAGUUUUAUAGUCUUGGGCAGGAUUAUCUCAAAUUUGCCAAUAAUAGCUUAUGGCUUGGGUUGGUCGUUUAGACUUUAGAAUUGGAUCAGCGUAACUCAUGUUUCCUCUGUUACUGAAGAAGGUAAUGUGGCAGAAUGAGAUAGUUUAUGUAGAAAGUAAAUCUGAAAAUGCAUUUUUGCAUUUUUUUUAGUACUUAUUUGGAUCUCCACGACUCCCUAUAUAUGAAACUUAUUUUUUUGGGUAUCAAAUAAAUCACAUCUGGAGACAUUUACUUGCACUGGUUUCGGCUCUGUAUGUAUAUACAGUGCAGCUCUUUGGAUUUGAUCCUUAUUUUCGUGCGGACUAACUA
Molecule: messenger RNA, 1851 nt
Organism: Nelumbo nucifera (sacred lotus)
Lineage: Eukaryota; Viridiplantae; Streptophyta; Magnoliopsida; Proteales; Nelumbonaceae
Product: protein GAMETE CELL DEFECTIVE 1, mitochondrial-like
Source: RefSeq, a predicted model, not a curated record